AAAAACAAAAGGAAGUUGGUAAAGAAGAAGCCGAAGCUGAUAAAGAAAAGCAAAAGGAAGUUGGCAAAGAAGAAGCCGAAGUUGAUAAAAAAAAGCAAAAGAAAGUUGAUAAAGAAGGAGCUGCAAUUGAUAAAGGAAAGCAGAAAGAAAUUGUUGAUAUCACAUCUGAUGUUAACUAUCAAGAUUUUAACGUUGAUGAUACUAAAAUUAUAGAGACUCUUGCAAAUACUGAAAUCUUUCUACAACAUUUAUUAGAACCAGAAAAACUAGAAGAUCAGGAGGAGAAAAGUGAAAACAACUAA
Molecule: messenger RNA, 302 nt
Organism: Racocetra persica
Lineage: Eukaryota; Fungi; Glomeromycota; Glomeromycetes; Diversisporales; Gigasporaceae
Source: the annotation of a GenBank genome assembly